AUUUGCAGUGUAUGUGAAUGACAUCAGCUAACAGGAAGUUAACAUGGAAGCAAGUUGGUCCCCAGCCUACAUUAUGUAUUUUUGGCUGGACCACCUCAAGCAGUUUUUGUUGUUGCUGCUGCGCAAAGAGUUUGUUAUUCUGCCUACAAAGCUUCACACAGUUUGAUGCAUAUAUGCUGUUUGUAAUAUGGUGGGACACAGUGUAGGUUUCAGCUUGUUGAGUAAAUGCUUCGGCUCAUCACAGUGAGCAUCAACUUUGGCCCUGGAGACAAAACAAAGUCCUGAAGAAAGUUAUCUUGCUCUGUUUUUGUUGCCAUCCUCACUGGCUCAGUGCACAACGUUCAGCUUCUCUGUCAGCAAGUCUGCAGCAUGGAACAACUCAACUCCUCUGUGGUCACUUCUAACAUCUCCUCCUCUCCUGGACAUCCACCUCCUGCCUCCUGGGACUCCAGCGGUCUGGUCCCUGCGGUGGUGCUGUCUGUCUGCUUCCUGCUGGGAGUUCCUGGAAACAUCGCUGUGAUCAUCCUCAGACCAAACUGGGAGAACAUGUCCAGUCUGAGCCAGAUUCUGAUGCUGAAUUUGGCCAUAUCAGACCUGCUCUGCUUGGUCAUCCUGCCUCUGUGGAUUUACACUCUACUGUUCAGCAGGAAAAUUGGUCUGGUGGCCUGUAAGCUCCUGAUGUAUCUCAUAUACUGCAGCAUUUAUGGAAGCAUGCUGACUGUGACGGUCCUGAGUGUCCAGCGCUACCUCCAGGUGGUGCGUCUUCAGAAGUUCUUUGAUCAGCAAGAAAUGGGGAGGCUGGUGGUUCUGCUCUGGCUGGUUGCAAUGAGCCUGUCCAUCCCUACUUUGGUGGUUCGGCAGCUGAAGACAGAUCAGCACUGGACAAGCUGCCAACCUCACUACUCUUCCGAGGCCCAGCAGGCGGCCAAGCUACUGACAGAGACUGUGGUAGGAUCUGUUUCAGUUUCUGUUGUGGCAUUUUCAUACAUCAGCCUUUACAGAACAGUGGACCAGGCAGCUUUCUUCAACAACCCACAGACGACCCGGCUGGUCACAAGUAUCAUCGUGACCUUUUUUGUCCUCUGGAUGCCAUAUUAUAUCAUAAAUGUGCUCGGUGUGGCAGGUGUUUUACUGAAAAAUGAGGGGAUGUUGAAGUUUUUUGUGGACAGCAGGGGCAUUGCUGCAGCACUGACAUUUGCUGCCUGAAUCCACUCCUUUAUGCGUUUGCUUCUAGAAACAUGUGCACAGUGUGCCAAACAAGGGAACAUUAAUGCUGGUUUUAAAGCAGAAGCUCACCUUUCCUGGAAGUCUGAUCAUUUGAUGUAGUAUGACUGAUGAAAAGUCAAAGAAAGACACCUGAAGGAGCUGAGGAUGAGACUUUACAGAAAACUUUGAACAGUUGUAGAUGUGAAGGUUGCAGGGCUCAACAAUAAGGAUUGCCUGAUUGCCCGGGGCAAGUAAAACGCGGUCGGGCAUGU
Epinephelus fuscoguttatus (brown-marbled grouper) is the source of this 1478-nucleotide messenger RNA. Its product is annotated as leukotriene B4 receptor 1-like. Bases 370 to 1206 code for a protein of 278 amino acids. Gene Ontology annotation, cellular component: membrane. Gene Ontology annotation, molecular function: G protein-coupled receptor activity. NCBI's taxonomy places the organism in Eukaryota, Metazoa, Chordata, Actinopteri, Perciformes, Serranidae. The record is from RefSeq and is a predicted model, not a curated record. The transcript has 2 exons. Gene Ontology annotation, biological process: G protein-coupled receptor signaling pathway; immune response.